Molecule: messenger RNA, 2014 nt
Organism: Mustela erminea (ermine)
Lineage: Eukaryota; Metazoa; Chordata; Mammalia; Carnivora; Mustelidae
Gene: ABHD8
Product: abhydrolase domain containing 8
Exons: 5
Coding region: 221-1519 (432 amino acids)
Molecular function (GO): catalytic activity
Source: RefSeq, a predicted model, not a curated record
ACGGCCCCUCCCCCUGGGGAGAGACUUAAAGGGCCGGCUUUCUCGGCGGCCGCGGGAUGCCCCCGCGCUGACCGCCGUGGGCCCGAGCCCGCCCGCGUAGACGCGCCUGGGACGACCCCGUGCCAUCAUGUAAAACGGCGCCGCAGGCGGACGCUGGCUUCUCCGCCCGGGAUCCCCUCCGCCCUGCCCGGGGCUGCAGGGCCCUAGAUGAGGACACACCAUGCUGACUGGGGUGACGGACGGGAUCUUCUGCUGCCUGCUAGGCGCACCGCCCAACGCCGUGGGGCCGCUGGAGAGCGUCGAGUCCAGUGAUGGCUACACCUUUGUGGAGGUCAAGCCUGGCCGUGUGCUGCGUGUGAAGCACGCGGGGCCUGCUCCAGCCCCCAACCCGCCUCCACUGCCGCCAGAUGCUGCCCAGGGAGACCGAUCUGGCUUGGUCCGCUGCCAGCGCCGAAUUACCGUUUACCGCAACGGGCGGUUACUGGUGGAGAACCUGGGCCGGGCACCUCGAGCUGACCUCCUGCAUGGGCAGAAUGGCUCGGGGGAGCCGCCGGCCGCCCUAGAGGUGGAGCUGGCCGACCCAGCAGGCAGUGAUGGCCGCUCGGGCUCAGGCAGCGCCGGGAGUGGCAGUGGUGGGCGACGGCGGCGAGCCCGGCGCCCCAAGCGCACCAUCCACAUUGACUGUGAAAAGCGCAUCACGAGCUGCAAAGGUGCUCAGGCCGACGUGGUGCUCUUCUUCAUCCACGGUGUGGGCGGCUCCCUGGCCAUCUGGAAGGAGCAGCUGGACUUCUUUGUGCGCCUGGGCUAUGAGGUGGUGGCACCCGAUCUGGCCGGUCAUGGGGCCAGCUCGGCACCCCAGGUGGCCGCAGCCUACACCUUCUAUGCGCUGGCAGAGGACAUGCGUGCCAUCUUCAAGCGUUAUGCCAAGAAGCGAAACGUGCUCAUUGGGCAUUCAUACGGUGUCUCCUUCUGCACGUUCCUGGCUCAUGAAUACCCAGACCUGGUGCACAAGGUCAUCAUGAUCAACGGCGGGGGCCCCACAGCCUUGGAACCCAGCUUCUGUUCCAUCUUCAACAUGCCCACGUGCGUCCUGCACUGUCUAUCACCCUGCCUGGCUUGGAGCUUUCUCAAGGCUGGCUUUGCACGCCAAGGAGCCAAAGAGAAGCAGCUGCUGAAGGAGGGCAAUGCGUUCAACGUGUCAUCCUUCGUCCUGCGAGCCAUGAUGAGUGGCCAGUACUGGCCUGAAGGUGACGAGGUCUACCAUGCUGAGCUCACUGUGCCCGUCCUGCUCGUUCACGGUAUGCACGACAAGUUUGUGCCAGUGGAGGAAGACCAGCGCAUGGCCGAGAUCCUGUUGCUGGCCUUCCUGAAGCUCAUCGAUGAAGGCAGCCACAUGGUGAUGCUGGAGUGUCCAGAGACGGUCAACACGCUGCUCCACGAAUUCCUGCUCUGGGAGCCCGAGCCCUCGCCCAAGGCCCUGCCCGAGCCCCUGCCUGCGCCCCCAGAAGAGAAGAAGUAGCCGCUGGGCCGGCCGGGCAUCGCUUGGUAAGCCAAGGAGCAGCAGGAGGAAGCCAGGGGCCGCCCCCACGUCCGCAGCGCGGACCACCUGGGCGGGCUGUUCGCUCCGGUGGGCGGAGUCAGGUCAGGGAGACGCCCCCAGGCCCCCAGGCCGGCUGGGUAGGGCGUGGCGUUCUCGGGAGCCAAGUGGGUACACCGCUCUCCGCUUCCAUCCUGCCGGACCCAUCCGUGUUUUGGGGCCGGAGCCGGAACCCCCGUGGAGGAUGACCUUGUACAGAAGCCCCUGUCCCUCAACGCCGCUCUCUGUCUUCCGUGUCAGCCGUGCUUGAUCCUGGGACCCCCAGGGCCCCGCCUCAUUGCCCGAGACCCUCCCCACCCCCCAUUUCUUGGCGCUGGGAGCUGUUGUUGCCCAAGUAGGGGGGAGGGAGAGGGGGGCUGGCACCACCGAACCUGCACAUCUCAACUUGUAACUCAAUAAAAAGAAGUGACAAUCUGA